Pteropus alecto (black flying fox) is the source of this 1158-nucleotide messenger RNA. It is a transcript of the gene CISD2, whose product is annotated as CDGSH iron sulfur domain 2. Gene Ontology annotation, cellular component: intracellular membrane-bounded organelle; mitochondrial outer membrane. Gene Ontology annotation, molecular function: 2 iron, 2 sulfur cluster binding. The transcript has 3 exons. Bases 120 to 527 code for a protein of 135 amino acids. The record is from RefSeq and is a predicted model, not a curated record. NCBI's taxonomy places the organism in Eukaryota, Metazoa, Chordata, Mammalia, Chiroptera, Pteropodidae. Gene Ontology annotation, biological process: regulation of autophagy; autophagy of mitochondrion.
CCCGCCGCGCGGACCCAGACUCCGAGCUCCCGCCGGCCGCCUCCGCUCUCAGCGCAGGCGCGGCAGAACGGCCGGAGAGCGCCGCGGGCUCGGAAGACGAGCGGACGCCGCGGGCCAGGAUGGUGCUGGAGAGCGUGGCCCGCAUCGUGAAGGUGCAGCUCCCAGCGUAUCUUAAGCGGCUCCCAGUCCCUGAGAGCAUUACCGGGUUUGCCCGGCUCACAGUUUCAGAAUGGCUUCGAUUAUUGCCGUUCCUUGGUGUGCUUGCACUACUUGGCUACCUUGCAGUUCGUCCAUUCCUCCCAAAGAAAAAACAACAGAAGGAUAGCUUGAUUAACCUUAAAAUACAAAAGGAAAAUCCCAAAGUGGUGAAUGAAAUAAACAUUGAAGAUUUGUGUCUUACUAAAGCAGCUUAUUGUAGGUGUUGGCGUUCUAAGACGUUUCCUGCCUGUGAUGGUUCACAUAAUAAACACAAUGAAUUGACAGGAGAUAAUGUGGGUCCACUAAUACUGAAGAAGAAAGAAGUAUAAUAGUAAUGAAUUAGGAUUGAAUUUAGUUGUGUGCUAUAAAAGCUUAUAACUAUUUUUUCAUUCUUUGUGUAUAGAUCUUUCAAAUGGUGGUCUUAAUUAUUACUGGUUGAAUAAUUAUUUCUGCCAAUUUUCUUGCUACACUACUGUUUAUAUUUGAUACUUCGUAUAUUCAGUCAUUUAUAUAGAAAUUAAAUUGUGCAAUUCUUUCCUUCUGAUUUCAAAUAAUUAAUGUAUCUACAACAAAACCAACUGAUUUUAAUUGAGAAAAAUAUAAGUUUUUGGCAAUGGGUCCAAAACUGUUUCUUUGAAUAUCAAUAUUUUAAAUAGGAUCUAUACUUUAAAAUUUCUCCCUAUACUUGUAAAUAUAUUAUUUUUCAGUUCUCGUCUGUUUUGAUCAUUUGAAGUGAUUUUUUUAUUUUUUGGCCUUCCACAUUUCGUUCCUUUUAGAUCAUUAAGAAAAAUAUUGUCCUCAAGAAUUACUUGAGUUUUCAGAGAUAAACCCUUUGCUUUUCUACAGGUUGCUGUCUAAUAAUUAUAAGUAUCUCAGUUUCAGAGAAGAUGUGAACUGGAUAUAAGAGUUCCAACAAGGAACACUUAUUUACCUUAUAAAAGUUUCAUUUACUUUACAAAA